CACCCAAGCAAACAAACAAAUGCAAAAAAAAAACUGUGAAAAUAUCUAAGUUUCAACAUGGCAAAUGCCACAGCCAGAAGAAAGCAUCAUGCAUCAUAAAACAAUAGGUAGCUUUAGUUCUUAGACGAAGCACUUGCGAAGAAUGAACCAAUAUAAAAUAUAUAAAGUAAAUUUUAACAUGGCUUCAUAUUCGUAUCCUAACCAAACUGGUAUGCAUAAUACUACCGUUGUUACAUCCAUGCCUGCGCCCGCUGCUCCUAUGAUAAUACCUGCUGCACCUCGGACCACAAUGAAUGUUUCUGCAAUCCGUGGUCUUGGAAUCACACAGAUUGUAAUUGGGUUUUUAACUCUUGCUCUUGGUAUUGGUGCCACAGCUGGUUUCAGAAAAAAUUACUGGUUGACAGAUAGUGGUGCUGGUAUAUGGGGUGGUUUGUGGGUUCUAGUAACUGGCAUCAUUGGAGUUUGUUCUGCCUCCAAACCAGCUUCUGGAGGAUUAAAUGGAACCCACAUGGCAUUCUGUAUCAUCUCUACUGUGGUUGCUUUUAUUGAUGGUAUUAUCUUUGCAGUUGGUUUGGGAAUCUACAACACCUGCUAUGGAUAUUAUGGAUAUUACAGAUUUGAUGACUAUUAUUAUUAUCGUUCCGAUCGGUGGGCUUGUGCUCAUCACCGUAGCUCUGGUAUUGGUGUAUAUGCUUCUCUUGUGACUUUGAUGGCAGCUGAAUUUUUUGUAGCUCUUGUGGCUGCUAUAUACUGUUGCCAAGCAACCGGUGGUUGUUGUGGUGGACCAGUUAGCCAAGGCGUUAUUAUUAAUCAACAACCUCAAUAUCUUGUCACAAGCUCGACUGGUCAAACCAUGAUGACAUCAUCUGGAUAUCCUGUAAGUUCAGGAGUAAUGGCCCCUCCCCAGUAUGGCUAUCCCCAACAACAAAUGGUAAUGCAACCUGGCUACCCUCAGCAGCAAAUGCAAGUCGGUGCCCAAGCCAACACUUCAGUUGCUUAUUCAUCCCAGUACCCACCCCAGGAUACUCAAAAAGUUGCACCUCCACCCCCUUACCAACAAUAAGUCGAAAUUCACUAUUGAUUGGCUUUAUCACAUGAAAGUGAUUGUGUAUUAAUGGUUAUAAGCCUAAUCUUUGUAAACACAUCUACAUAUAUAAAUUUUGUUAGUAUAUAAUUUUCUUUGGAUAACAUUUUUUUUUUGACUCAGCAAACUUUAAGGAACUCAGUAUAAAAAAAGAGCUUGGUAAUGAAAUCAAUUUUGAAAGAAGUGAGAAUUAUGUUGAGGAUUUUUUGCGUUCUUCGUUAAUUGUUUAAUAGUUUUUUUUAAUAUCCUACUUAUUUUUUUUAUUGUGAUUAUAUUUAGUAUUGUAAAGUAUGUAUCUAAUCUGCACCUGGUUUGAUUGAAGAAAUUAUGAAAACGCGUA
Hydractinia symbiolongicarpus is the source of this 1424-nucleotide messenger RNA. Its product is annotated as membrane-spanning 4-domains subfamily A member 8-like. The transcript has 5 exons. Bases 143 to 1063 code for a protein of 306 amino acids. The record is from RefSeq and is a predicted model, not a curated record. NCBI's taxonomy places the organism in Eukaryota, Metazoa, Cnidaria, Hydrozoa, Anthoathecata, Hydractiniidae. Gene Ontology annotation, cellular component: membrane.